Molecule: messenger RNA, 1479 nt
Organism: Ochlerotatus camptorhynchus
Lineage: Eukaryota; Metazoa; Arthropoda; Insecta; Diptera; Culicidae
Product: short-chain specific acyl-CoA dehydrogenase, mitochondrial-like
Exons: 2
Coding region: 190-1404 (404 amino acids)
Biological process (GO): butyrate catabolic process; fatty acid beta-oxidation using acyl-CoA dehydrogenase
Cellular component (GO): mitochondrion
Molecular function (GO): flavin adenine dinucleotide binding
Source: RefSeq, a predicted model, not a curated record
UGAUACGGUGAAUGCCCUAUACAGCACCAGUCAGACAUCUGUAGAGCACUGUGUGAAGAAGAGUCGGCUCGGACAUUUAUAUUUAUUAUCUCAGUGAUUUUUUGCAUUUUCAUUGCCUAAUUUAAGUGCCUGUGAGGGCUUCAAAUUUUAUCUACCAUCAGUUUGUGAUACAAUCCAUAAUAUUCGAAAAUGAUUACCAUCAGGAAUACCGCCAGAUUAGGAUUAAACUUGUGGCACAAACGAUCAAUUGCAAGUCUCGCUGCGCUCUCGGAGACACAUCAGAUGCUGCAAAAAACAUGUCGUGAUUUUGCCGAUAAUGAACUCAUUCCGGUAGCGGCAAAGAUUGACCGAGAGCAUCUGUACCCGGGCGAGCAGGUAGAGAAGAUGGGUGAGCUUGGUCUGAUGGCGGUUGCUGUAGACGAAAAGUACGGUGGAACAGGGCUGGAUUAUUUGGCGUAUGCUAUCGCUAUGGAGGAAAUAUCACGUGGAUGUGCUUCGGCAGGGGUGAUUAUGUCUGUGAAUAAUUCUUUAUACCUGGGCCCGGUUGAACGAUAUGGAAAUGAGGAACAAAAACAAAAUUAUAUCGUCGGAUAUACCGAUGGUAAGAAGGUGGGAUGCUUUGCUCUGUCCGAACCUGGUAAUGGAUCGGAUGCUGGAGCGGCAUCCACGGUAGCCAACUUGAAAGGUGAUCGAUGGGUGUUGAAUGGUACCAAGUGUUGGAUCACGAAUGCCUAUGAAGCAGAGAGCGCUGUAGUCUUUGCCACGACGGACAAGAACCUUAAGCAUAAAGGCAUUUCUGCCUUUAUUGUGCCGAGAAGUGCUAAAGGCUUUUCACUGGGCAAAAAAGAAGAUAAACUAGGAAUUCGAGGAUCUUCCACUGCGCAGCUAAUUUUCGAAGAUUGCGAAAUCCCAAAGCAAAACCUACUGGGAGAACCUGGUUUGGGAUUCAAAAUUGCCAUGCAAACACUGGAUGCUGGUCGCAUUGGUAUCGCUAGUCAAGCUCUUGGAAUUGCACAGGCUUCCUUGGAGUGUGCCGUCGAUUACGCCAACAAACGCAUUGCGUUCGGUAAACCAAUAUCAAAGCUUCAAGCUAUCCAGCAGAAGAUUGCCGAUAUGUCACUGGGUAUCGAAUCGGCACGACUUCUAACGUGGCGGGCAGCUUGGCUCAAGGAUAACAAGAAACCAUACACCAAGGAGGCAGCCAUGGCCAAAUUGGCUGCCUCGGAAGCGGCCACCUUCUGUGCUCAUCAGUGCAUUCAGGUUUUGGGAGGAAUGGGCUACGUAUCGGAUAUGCCGGCCGAGCGACACUACCGCGAUGCUAGAAUAACGGAGAUCUACGAAGGCACGUCGGAAAUCCAACGACUGGUGAUUGCUGGGCAGAUUAUCAAAGAACUUUCGUCGUAGGAAUUGUUUUCGUUUGAUUUCAUACUUUUUUCUAUUAAUAAACGAAUCACUGUAGUAUUGUUUUUGUAAAUUGAA